CAACAACCCAAAUUGCAUUUCUUCGCUAGCCCUGCGCAUGUGGUGAUGGCCGACGAGAGAAUCAAGCUUGCACCCAGACUUCCAUUGGAUGGUAUGGACUCUCUUCCGCAUGCUCUUCACCCUGAUAUUCAUUAUGAGUUGCUUUCGAAGCGGGGCUUGGCCAUAGCAGAAGGUUCAUUCGCAACUCCGUGCAGCCGACUCCUAGAUCUCAAGGUUGACUGGGAAUCACAAGAUGGAGAGAGCUCGGCAGCACCUACAGAGACCGUCCAAUCGUGGAUGAACGAAGUUGUCGAAGCCAUUUCCGAGAGAUCUAUCCCCUUUGUCCUGAAGCUUCAGCAAACAAUCUUUGGCAAGGGAACAUAUAUCGUAAAGUCCGAAGAAGCUAGAUCCACCCUUCUUUCCGAGCUCAAGGGUCUUAUGGACUUCAAUGCCGGUCGAACCACCAAGUCCAAUCAUCAUCUGAUGCCGGCCACUUUUGUCUUGACCGAUUUCGUCGACUGUCCGGAGGGUGGUAGCCCAAGCUUUGCUAUCACCUUCUUCGUUAGACGUGAUGGAUCACACACCUUCAUCAACUGCUGCGAGCAAACACUGAGCGUCCAUUAUACUUGGGAUGGCUCUUUUAUCUCCUUCGCCGAGCAGGACCGUCUCUCGAAGCAUUUUUCUCAGACUAUUACCGAAGUAUCUGGCUAUCUUCAUGGCAAGGGAUACUACGGUUGUGUGGGUAUCGACGUAUUGGAGGACAGACACGGCAAGCAAUGGGUGGUUGAUCUGAACGUUCGUCCUCCAGGAUCCCUUAUUCUUGGUCUGGUGAAGGGUUUUCUUUACAAAGACAGAGGCUUCAAUGAAGCUUCUCUUUUGUCAGCCAUGAGAAUCUCUACUCCUAAGGAGGUGUUCAUCAACAAGUUCUCCACGGAGUUCGCGGAGGGUCGUGUGAUCAUGACUGCUUGGUAUUGUGAUCUUGAUCACAACGUCAAUUGGACGAGUCUUAUUGUGGGUGGUGAGACUAAGGAGGCGGUCAAAGGGGUCAUUGCGCGGUUG
Molecule: messenger RNA, 1038 nt
Organism: Mollisia scopiformis
Lineage: Eukaryota; Fungi; Ascomycota; Leotiomycetes; Helotiales; Mollisiaceae
Exons: 1
Molecular function (GO): metal ion binding; ATP binding
Source: RefSeq, a predicted model, not a curated record